AUGGCGCUGCAAACUCCCCACGAGAAGACGCAGCCCGCCGCCCUUGGCGAGCUCGAGCGCGAGACGUCCGCACUGGACAAGCACGGCUACCUCUUCGGCCAGAAGAUCACGCACUCGCUCUCGCCGUACCUACACCAGGUCAUCUACGAGAACCUGGGGCUGCGAUGGGGCCAGGUGCGGCUCGACUCGUGCGACAUGCAGCUCUUUCUGCGGCUGGUCCGGCACCCUGACUUUUACGGCGCCUCGGUGACCAUGCCCAACAAAGUCGCCAUCCUCCCUCACCUCGACCGCAUGACCGACGAGUGCCGCUCCGUCGGCGCCUGCAACACCCUCUUCCUGCAGCCCGACCCGGCCGACCCCUCGGGCCAGCGCCGCCUCCUCUGCGGCGCCAACACCGACGUCAUCGGCAUCCGCGACUCCUUCCUGCGCAACGUCGCCGACCCGGCGCGCGUCUACCACGGCAAGCCGGCCCUCGUCAUCGGCGGCGGCGGCGCCGCCCGCAGCGCCAUCUACGCGCUCGCCCGCUGGAUGCGCGCCGCCGACAUCUACCUCGUCAACCGCGACGCCGCCGAGGUGGCCGACAUGAUGCGCGACUGCGCCGCGCGCGGUUACGGGAAUGGGCUCGUGCACGUCGCGACGGAGGAGCAGGCGCGGGAGCUGCCCGCCGCGGGGGCGAUUGUCGCGUGCGUACCGGACUUUGAGCCGCGCACCGAGGAGGAGAAGCUGGCACGGCGCAUCACCGAGAUAUUCCUCUCCAAGCAACCACAGCCACCACAACACCAACAACAAGUCCAAGUAGGAGCGGGAUCAGGCGACGUGGCGCAGCCGAUCAAGGGCGCCAUGCUGGAAAUGUGCUACAACCCGACGCCGUUUACCGCGCUGGGCACCCUCGCGGAGCGGCACGGUUGGCAGGUCAUCCUGGGGACCGAGGCGCUGAUAUGGCAGGGGCUGGAGCAGGACCGGUACUGGACGGGGAGGCCGGUCGAGGACCUGCCCGUGGACAAGGUCAAGGAGGCUAUUGCGGCGAGCGUGGCGCAGAGGUCGCAGUCGAGGCUUUAG
Purpureocillium lilacinum is the source of this 1059-nucleotide messenger RNA. Its product is annotated as quinate dehydrogenase. Lineage: Eukaryota; Fungi; Ascomycota; Sordariomycetes; Hypocreales; Ophiocordycipitaceae. Gene Ontology annotation, molecular function: shikimate 3-dehydrogenase (NADP+) activity. Gene Ontology annotation, biological process: chorismate biosynthetic process; shikimate metabolic process. The record is from RefSeq and is a predicted model, not a curated record.